AGCUUUAGCGUAUCUGAGUGCAAGAUGAGCUUUGGUUUUGGUUUGAAAACGUGAUUUAAUGAUCAAGGGAAGGGCAUUGUCAGUGGGAAAGAAAACUGAAAGGCAGGGAUGUUGUCAUGCCAAAGUUUACCUUGGACGUCUUCUUUUUUUCCCCUGCGGCUUCUGCAAGGCAAUGCUGGUGUGAGUGAGUCAGAGAGUUUUUGAAUGGCGGGCUGGGUUUAUAAACCUCCGCCCGGCCCUCAGCACAGGAGUUCGGAGGCCACUUGGUUCUGCGGUCUGUCACGGAUGCACAUGCAGUUCGGUCCGUCAGCUUCAGCAUCCUCUCUUUCCACCCUGGAGGGCUCGGUAACACAAAGACAGCUCUUCGUCAUGAGGUCCUUCAUCCUGCUGCUCUUCUCCACGUUGCUGGUGUCGCGCGGCUCUUCGGCCGUCAUCACAGGGGCUUGUGAGAAGGACUCUCAGUGUGGAGGAGGGAUGUGCUGUGCAGUGAGUUUGUGGAUUCGCAGCCUGCGUAUGUGCACACCCAUGGGUCAGGAGGGAGACGACUGUCACCCAAUGAGCCACAAGGUUCCUUUCUUUGGCAAAAGACUCCACCACACCUGCCCCUGUCUGCCCAACCUGUCGUGUGUCACCAUAGUGGAAGGCAAAUCUAAAUGUGUCUCACCGUACAAGUAUCCAGAUUACUACCUCUGAGGACCAACACCUGCAGUCUUUGUUACCUGCACUGUAACUCUUCUAUCUGCCUUUAAAAGCCUGUUUUUUUAUUUAUUUGGAAUAAAGAGAUAUUUAAUAUUUAAUAUUAGUGCAUCACCACGUUGGUUCGGAUUAAAUUAAACUAUAUAUUUAAAGGUAAAUCCACUUGCUGGUCUUUGUUCUCUUUGAUUUUAGAAGCAA
Molecule: messenger RNA, 894 nt
Organism: Amphiprion ocellaris (clown anemonefish)
Lineage: Eukaryota; Metazoa; Chordata; Actinopteri; Pomacentridae
Gene: prok2
Product: prokineticin 2
Exons: 3
Coding region: 205-693 (162 amino acids)
Source: RefSeq, a predicted model, not a curated record